GCGGGCGCCCUCGGGACGGGCCAGGUGGCGGCAGCGCCCGGGAGGUCGCGAGGGAGGAGGGAGCGGCCACGUCCCGUCCGCGCCCGGCCAGCACCGCUUCUCCGUUGCAGACACCCCCGGGGCCGUGGAUGGGGAGCGUGCGGCCACCAUGAGGGUCCCGGAGAAGUACUCGACGCUCCCGGCCGAGGACCGCAGCGUCCACAUCGUGAACAUUUGCGCCAUCGAGGACCUCGGCUACCUGCCGUCCGAGGGCACGCUGCUCAACUCUCUGUCCGUGGACCCUGAUGCUGAAUGCAAGUAUGGCCUAUACUUCAGAGACGGGAAACGCAAGGUGGACUACAUCCUGGUGUACCAUCACAAGAGAGCCUCAGGGAGCAGGACUCUGGCCAGGAGGGGACUUCACAAUGACAUGGCCCUGGGGGCCCGCAGUGUCAGGCAGGACCAACCCCUUCCUGGAAAGGGGAGCCCCGUGGAUUCGGGCUCACCCGAAGCCCCCAUGGAUUACCAUGAAGAUGACAAGCGCUUCAGACGGGAGGAAUACGAGGGCAACCUGUUGGAGGCAGGCCUGGAGCUGGAGCGUGAUGAGGACACCAAAAUCCAUGGUGUCGGGUUUGUGAAGAUCCACGCGCCCUGGCACGUGCUCUGCAGGGAGGCUGAGUUUUUGAAACUGAAGAUGCCCACAAAGAAGGUGUACCACAUCAGUGAGACCAGGGGCCUCCUGAAAACCAUCAACUCAGUACUACAGAAGAUCACAGACCCCAUCCAGCCCAAGGUGGCUGAGCACAGGCCGCAGACCACAAAGAGGCUGUCCUACCCCUUCUCCCGGGAGAAGCAGCACCUAUUCGACCUGACCGACAAAGACUCCUUUUUUGACAGCAAAACCCGGAGCACAAUAGUCUAUGAAAUCCUGAAGAGAACGACUUGCACGAAGGCCAAGUACAGCAUGGGGCAAGGAGAGGGAAGAAGGAAGGACUCUGCCCUUCUAAGUAAACGGCGGAAGUGUGGGAAAUACGGCAUUACCAGCCUUCUGGCCAAUGGCGUGUACUCAGCCGCGUACCCUCUGCACGAUGGAGACUAUGAGGGUGAUAACAUUGAGUUCAACGACAGGAAACUCCUGUAUGAGGAAUGGGCAAGCUACGGGGUCUUCUACAAGUACCAGCCCAUUGACCUGGUCAGGAAAUACUUUGGCGAGAAGGUUGGCCUGUACUUCGCCUGGCUUGGAGCCUACACCCAGAUGCUCAUCCCCGCCUCGAUUGUGGGUGUCAUCGUCUUUCUCUACGGAUGUGCCACGGUGGAUGAAAACAUCCCCAGCAUGGAGAUGUGUGACCAGAGACACAACAUCACCAUGUGUCCUCUGUGUGACAAGACCUGCAGCUACUGGAAAAUGAGCUCAGCCUGUGCCACGGCCCGCGCCAGUCACCUCUUUGACAACCCCGCCACCGUCUUCUUCUCUGUGUUUAUGGCCCUCUGGGCCGCCACCUUCAUGGAGCACUGGAAACGGAAGCAGAUGAGACUCAACUACCGCUGGGACCUCACAGGCUUUGAGGAGGAGGAGGAAGCUGUCAAGGACCAUCCCAGAGCAGAGUACGAAGCCAGAGUCUUAGAGAAGUCACUGAGAAAAGAAUCCAGAAAUAAAGAGACGGACAAGGUGAAGCUGACCUGGAGGGACAGAUUCCCAGCCUAUUUUACCAACCUUGUCUCCAUCAUCUUCAUGAUCGCAGUGACAUUUGCCAUCGUGCUGGGAGUUAUCAUCUAUAGAAUCUCCACAGCCGCAGCCUUGGCCAUGAACUCCUCCCCCUCUGUGCGGUCCAACAUCAGGGUCACAGUCACGGCCACCGCUGUCAUCAUCAACCUUGUGGUCAUCAUCCUGCUGGACGAAGUUUACGGCUGCAUUGCCAGGUGGCUCACCAAGAUUGAGGUCCCGAAGACAGAGAAGAGCUUCGAGGACAGGCUAACCUUCAAGGCCUUCCUGCUCAAGUUCGUGAACUCCUACACUCCCAUCUUUUACGUCGCCUUCUUCAAAGGCCGGUUUGUUGGACGGCCAGGCGACUAUGUGUACAUCUUCCGCUCUUUCCGGAUGGAGGAGUGUGCCCCGGGCGGCUGCCUCAUGGAGCUCUGCAUCCAGCUGAGCAUCAUCAUGCUGGGCAAGCAGCUGAUCCAGAACAAUCUCUUUGAGAUCGGCAUCCCGAAGAUGAAAAAGUUCAUCCGCUACCUGAAGCUGCGCCGGCAGAGCCCCACUGACCGCGAGGAAUCCGUGAAGCGGAAGCAGCGCUAUGAGGUGGACUUCAACCUUGAACCCUUCGCUGGCCUCACGCCCGAGUACAUGGAGAUGAUCAUUCAGUUCGGCUUUGUCACCCUGUUUGUCGCAUCCUUCCCUCUGGCUCCACUGUUUGCCCUGCUAAACAACAUCAUUGAGAUCCGCCUGGAUGCCAAAAAGUUUGUCACUGAGCUACGGAGGCCAGUAGCCAUCAGAGCCAAAGACAUUGGCAUCUGGUAUAACAUUCUCAGAGGAGUCGGGAAGCUGGCUGUCAUCAUCAAUGCCUUUGUGAUCUCCUUCACGUCUGACUUCAUCCCUCGCCUGGUAUACCUCUACAUGUACAGUCAGAACGGGACCAUGCAUGGCUUCGUCAACCACACGCUCUCCUCCUUCAACGUCAGUGACUUCCAGAAUGGCACAGCACCCAAUGACCCACUGGACCUGGGCUACGAGGUUCAGAUCUGCAGGUACAAAGAUUACCGUGAGCCCCCAUGGUCAGAACACAAAUACGACAUUUCCAAAGACUUCUGGGCCGUCCUGGCCGCCCGGCUGGCAUUUGUCAUUGUCUUCCAGAACCUGGUGAUGUUCAUGAGUGACUUCGUGGACUGGGUGAUCCCCGACAUCCCCAAAGACAUCAGCCAGCAGAUCCACAAGGAGAAGGUUCUUAUGGUGGAGCUGUUUAUGCGUGAGGAGCAGGGCAAGCAGCAGCUCCUGGACACGUGGAUGGAGAAGGAGAAGCCGAGGGACGUGCCUUGUAACAACCACAGCCCCACGGCCCGCCCCGAGGCAGGCGACGACAGCCCCGUCCCCAGCUACGAGUACCACGGGGGCGCGCUGUAGCCAUGAUGGCAGGCCAGCAGGCCAGCAGGCUUCUGACCAUCACCAAGUGACCACUUGGUUUCCUCCAGAGCCAGCACUUUUAGCCCCACCGGGGCCUGUGGCUCUUGUGUCGUCUGUACUCGUGGAGGGCCACUCAUUCAACAACGGUCUUCGUUCUUUC
Messenger RNA from Psammomys obesus (fat sand rat), 3257 nucleotides. RefSeq names its product anoctamin 1 (gene Ano1). Gene Ontology annotation, biological process: chloride transmembrane transport. Lineage: Eukaryota; Metazoa; Chordata; Mammalia; Rodentia; Muridae. Gene Ontology annotation, molecular function: chloride channel activity; protein dimerization activity. Gene Ontology annotation, cellular component: plasma membrane. The record is from RefSeq and is a predicted model, not a curated record. The transcript has 26 exons. The coding region runs from base 149 to 3097 and encodes 982 amino acids.